GCAGCAGCAGCCUCCUCCUCUCCUCUCUCCAAGCUUCUACUCGACUUGAACCAUGUCUGGACGCGGCAAAGGCGGCAAGGGACUCGGCAAGGGCGGCGCCAAGCGUCACCGCAAGGUUCUUCGCGACAACAUCCAGGGCAUCACCAAGCCGGCCAUCCGCCGUCUCGCUCGCCGUGGUGGAGUGAAGCGCAUCUCCGGCCUCAUCUACGAGGAGACGCGCGGCGUGCUCAAGGUCUUCCUGGAGAACGUCAUCCGCGACUCGGUCACGUACACGGAGCACGCGCGCCGCAAGACCGUGACGGCCAUGGACGUCGUGUACGCGCUCAAGCGCCAGGGACGCACCCUCUACGGCUUCGGCGGAUAAGCGCGGUAAGCGAGGCUUAUUGACUGCAUUUUGCAAUCUGGGCAGACAACUCUAUUUUGUAGUAUCGGCUGGCUUUAGCUAGACUUUGCUGCGUGGGGCGCCAGCCCCAAACUCUACCACUGGUGUUUUUUAACACCAC
Messenger RNA from Phytophthora sojae, 503 nucleotides. RefSeq lists its product as hypothetical. Gene Ontology annotation, cellular component: nucleosome. Gene Ontology annotation, molecular function: protein heterodimerization activity; structural constituent of chromatin; DNA binding. Gene Ontology annotation, biological process: nucleosome assembly. The transcript has a single exon. The record is from RefSeq and is a predicted model, not a curated record. Bases 53 to 364 code for a protein of 103 amino acids. NCBI's taxonomy places the organism in Eukaryota, Oomycota, Peronosporomycetes, Peronosporales, Peronosporaceae.